This is a messenger RNA of Paramecium octaurelia, 399 nucleotides long. Lineage: Eukaryota; Ciliophora; Oligohymenophorea; Peniculida; Parameciidae. The record is from the annotation of a GenBank genome assembly.
UUAAAAAUGGAUAAAGGAUAGAUAUUGAUAAAAAUUUUGUAGGUAACUAUAAGACUAAUCUUCAGUUGAAAUCAGAUAAGGAAUCAAAUUAAGUGAAAAUGAAAUUAAAUAAUAUCUGAUAUUUAAAGUACAUUGCUAACUAUUAAAUAAAUUACACCCUUAAACUUGAAGAUAUUUACUGUUGUAAUUAAAUGCAGGUGCUUCUUCUAUUGCUGACUCCUGUUCUAAGUUUUGUAAAUUUUAUUAAAAGUGUUGCGUUAUUUGCACUGAUAGUACUCAUCCAAUUAGGAAGAACCUAAAAUUCAUCACCAACAAGAAAGUAUAAUUUAUAUCUUAAAAAAGUCUUUAGGUGAUUUAAUAAAUUAGAUAAUCAUUUACAAAAUUGAAUAAUCAUUGAGU